Molecule: messenger RNA, 1789 nt
Organism: Pseudonaja textilis
Lineage: Eukaryota; Metazoa; Chordata; Lepidosauria; Squamata; Elapidae
Gene: MKRN2
Product: makorin ring finger protein 2
Biological process (GO): protein polyubiquitination
Molecular function (GO): metal ion binding; ubiquitin protein ligase activity
Source: RefSeq, a predicted model, not a curated record
GCAAAGGCCCGGCUCUCUUUGUUGGGCUCCCCAAACAGCUUUCCCUUCCUCUCCACCACCACCCCCUCCCCGGCGCUACAGCGGAACCAAAAUGCGAGGAGCCGCGCAGGGAGGAGACACCGAAGCAGGAGCGGUGCCAAAGGAGACAUGAGCAGCACGAAGGACGUAACCUGCAGGUAUUUUGUACAAGGAGUAUGUCGUGAAGGAAAUAGGUGCCUGUUUUCCCAUGACUUGGCUACGAGCAAACGAUCGACUAUCUGCAAAUUCUAUCAAAAAGGACAGUGUGCCUAUGGAACUCGCUGCAAAUAUGAUCACGUUAAACCUCUGGGGUCCUCUGCAUCCGGGGGCCCAGUGGGUUCUAGACCACUUUACAUUGCUGCACCACCAUUCCAAAGAUUUAACUCUCCAUCAGAGCAAACCCCAACUGUUACCAAAAGUAAAGUACACGAAUCUGGAAAACGUGAAAAGAAAACCUUAGUGCUCAGGGACAGAGACUUGUGUGGAACCAAUGAAGAAAGGACAAGGCCUGGGGCAGUAAGUGACUUGGCAUGUUGCAGUAUUCCAGCUGACAUACCAGAAGCAAAGCCCCAUUCGUAUUUAGAUGCUAUCCGCAGCGGGCUUGAAGAUGAUGCUGAACCUGGGAGCUCAUAUGCAUACGAUGAACAGUUAUGCCCCUACGCAGCAGCCGGCAUGUGCCAGUUUGGGGAUCGGUGCCUCUACCUCCAUGGGCAAGUGUGUGAAAUCUGUGGAAUGCAAGUGCUCCAUCCCUUUGAUCCAGAACAGAGGAAGGCACAUGAAAAGAUGUGCAUGGCUAGCUUUGAACAUGACAUGGAGAACGCUUUUGCCUUCCAAGCAAGCCAGGACAAGGUGUGCAGUAUCUGCAUGGAAGUGGUUUAUGACAAGCCCUCCGCAUCCGAAAGAAGAUUUGGCAUCCUUUCUAACUGCAAUCACACCUACUGCUUAUCCUGUAUCCGUCAGUGGAGGGGGGUCAAGCAGUUUGAGAAUCCCAUCAUCAAGUCCUGUCCAGAAUGCCGUGUGAUAUCCGAGUUUGUCAUUCCCAGUGUGUACUGGGUAGAAGAUCAGACAAAAAAGAAUGAGCUAAUUGAAGCAUUUAAGCAGGGGGUUGGGAGAAAAGCCUGCAAGUAUUUUGAACAAGGAAAGGGGACUUGCCCAUUUGGGGGGAAAUGUUUGUAUCUCCAUGCUUACCCAGAUGGAAGACGAGCUGAGCCAGAGAAACCACGAAAGCAGCUCAGCUCUGAGGGGACAGUCCGGUUCCUCAACUCUGUUCGUCUGUGGGAUUUUAUUGAAGACCGAGAAAACAGGAUGCUGCCAGUUGCCAAUGAUGAUGUAUCUGAGAUUGGAGAGCUUUUUAUGCAUCUUUCGGGCACAGAUGCUGAAUCUGCUGCUGCUCCCUAGAAUACCACAAGAUCUCUCCCGUGUCCAUAUUCCAUAUUGAUCCUUCUGUUUCUUCAGUAACUUUGUACCACAAUGUUAGAAUUAUUGUGCCAUGGAGACUGAGGUCCUGGUGAAAUUCUAGUAUGAGCGUCACUGUAGAGCAAAAGUGUUGAAACAUCAUAAAAUAAGUGGUUGGAAUAAAAGUGAUAGAUGUAAUCAUGAAGAGAAGAACUUUUCUAUUAGAAGGAAGCAGCAAUGUUUUUUUUAGUUUAAACGAAUAUUUACUCCCAUUUUAUUGAAAAAACUUGCUAUUAAGAUUUGAGGUAGAUCCAAGUAAUUGGAGGUUGUCUUUUAAUAUUAUAAUAUCUUAAUAAAAGAACGGAAAAAUACAUCU